AUGUCUACCGGCCUUCUCUUCGUCACAGCCCCCGAGGCAGACUUCAAAGCCAUUAACCAUUUUCUUAUCUACGCCCGCGACUGGGAAUUCGGCGACGAAGACACCUGGGACAACUUCCACCUAGUCACCUCGCGCAAGGAUCCCGAUCUCUCCAAAUUCAGCGACUCCCGCCGGAACGAACUCCCCGCGACAAAGCCAGGCGACGUAACUGCAGAGACCUCUAACGAAUGGUCCGGGGCCAGCAUCCAAGACAUCGAACGCUACGUCCUCGACCACGAACCCACCGGCAUCGACGGCAACGAAAUCUCCCUCUUUCUCAUCCUCGACUGCCAAUCCCUCCGCGACAGAACCUGCAUCAUCGCCGAACGCUACACGGAAUGGAACGACGACGCCGACCCGCCGGAAAAGUUUCCUAAGGAAGACCGGGAGAAGCAGUAUGAGUUUAAUAAGUAUAGAGCGCCGUGGGAUGAGACGUAUAUCUGUUUUGCGAAUUUGAAUAUUGGGAAUAUGGAUUUUGAGGAUUUUGCGGAUGAUGAUGAGGGGGAGGAGGAUGUGGGGGCGGAUGGGGAGGGGUGGUGGACGUUUAGGGGGAUGGGGAGUGAUUUGACGGAGGAGCAGGUUGGGAGGAGGGAGGGGGUGGUUAGGAGGUUUGAAGGGGAGGGAAAGAUUUGA
Zasmidium cellare ATCC 36951 is the source of this 672-nucleotide messenger RNA. RefSeq lists its product as uncharacterized. The transcript has a single exon. The record is from RefSeq and is a predicted model, not a curated record. NCBI's taxonomy places the organism in Eukaryota, Fungi, Ascomycota, Dothideomycetes, Mycosphaerellales, Mycosphaerellaceae. The coding region runs from base 1 to 672 and encodes 223 amino acids.